AAACGUGAAGCUCGUGGAGGGGGGAAUUGCAAACACAAAAAUAUCUCUCCAGUGUCCGUCCUUCCUUCCAACUUUGUGCGAUCUGUCUCUCUCUAAAGAUGACUCGGGGUACGCUUGAGGUUCUCCUCGUGAGUGCAAAGGGUCUUGAGAACACCGAUUUCCUCAACAACAUGGAUCCUUAUGUCAUCCUCACUUGCCGCACUCAGGAGCAGAAAAGCAGUACUGCUUCAGGACAAGGGUCGGAACCAGAAUGGAAUGAGAAUUUUGUGUUUACCUUAUCCGACAACAUUUCAGAACUCAAAUUGCAGAUAAUGGACAGCGACGCUGGUACUAGUGAUGAUAUCGUUGGGGAGGCAACCAUUCCACUAGAUGCGUUGUUUACUGAAGGAAGCAUCCCAGCGACAGCAUACAACGUAGUUAAGGACCAAGAAUAUCGGGGAGAGAUUAGAGUUGGCCUCACUUUCACCCGGGAGGAGGAGCAUCGAAGCAGAGGUUAUAAUGCAGAAGAGGAAAAUCUUGGAGGAUGGAAGGAGUCUUCAUUCUGAGACUCAACUCUACGGCAGCUUGUUUCUCUCUAUUUGCACGUGUGACCAGAGAAGGAAUAAAAUUGAGACACUAGAGGGACAGGAGAUGUUUUGUGUGUGUGUUUUUUUUGGUACCAGUAUCAUUUUCUUCAUAAAUUGUGGAAGCUUCUAUGAUGUCUGACUUCGGAAUUUGAUGUUUGGUGAAUGUUUAUGUAUUCAGUACU
Molecule: messenger RNA, 748 nt
Organism: Tripterygium wilfordii
Lineage: Eukaryota; Viridiplantae; Streptophyta; Magnoliopsida; Celastrales; Celastraceae
Product: elicitor-responsive protein 3
Exons: 5
Coding region: 99-545 (148 amino acids)
Source: RefSeq, a predicted model, not a curated record